Molecule: messenger RNA, 742 nt
Organism: Mastomys coucha (southern multimammate mouse)
Lineage: Eukaryota; Metazoa; Chordata; Mammalia; Rodentia; Muridae
Exons: 3
Coding region: 1-729 (242 amino acids)
Source: RefSeq, a predicted model, not a curated record
AUGGCAGCCUCGCAGCCGGCUGCACGCUCUCGGCCUUACGGCGCCCCCAGAAGCCACGCCGGCCCGCAGGAGACCAACUCAGACCCUUACCCAGCCACCAGCCACCAUGGCAGCAGCAGGCACCGCGGCUUCACGCUGUCAAUGAUCUUGACGUCCUUAAUCCGCGCCACCUGCUCCGCGCGCGGUGAGACGCGCGUGGAGAUGACGCACAAGGCUCUGCCUCCCACCCGGGCUCUGGGGGCGGGGCUACAUCAGCGAGAGGACGCUGUACCUGAGCUGGCGAAGGCGGAUCGCGUUAGCGAGUGCCCGAGCCUGCUGGGCGGACUCUACCCUGCCGUGGGUUCCCCCGAGGAGUGGCGACUGUUGGACCCAGCACAGAAUGGCUGUACAGAGGGCCCUCAGCUGUAUUACAAUGCUAACCUGAUAGCAUCUCCUGGCCGCAAUGAGCAGAAGCAUGGACGUUGCAGACCCUUUCAGAUAAAGUCUGAGAUUCUAAUGAUCGGGGAGAAUAGCAUCAGGAAAGCAAGGGUUUCUCUGUAUAGCCUUGGCUGUCCUGGAACUCAAAGACGUGUGCCUGGCUUCACAAGUAAUUUUGAUGGAAGAAAUCCUAGGGGUUUUCAUGUAUAUAGGCAAUCAUUCCUUCAUUUUAAAUGUGAGGAAACUCUUAAUAGAAUAAAAUACAGAGAGAGCAAUGAAUCUGUAAGAAAAAUUGACAUCUAUAAAAAAUAAAAUGAACAAAAAU